AUGGCUACGCAAUCUGGUAUUACUGCAUCAGAAGAGCUACUUGACAGCUUCAAGGCAUUGAAAAGCGGUGCUCUUGUGAUCACCUUAAAUGACGAUUCAACGCAAUUGAUCCCAGACUCAGGCUACACCCUGCCUUCUUCAACAGAUCUAUCACUGGUGUUCAAUAGCUUGAGUGAGUACUUUGAAGCACAAUAUCCCACUCCAGGUUAUGCUAUCAUCCAAAAAGAGGGUGGUGACAACAUCUUCGUCAGCUUUAUUCCUGACUCUGCGCCUAUAAGACAGAAGAUGUUGUUUGCUUCUACCAAGAACACUGUACUUCAACAGUUAGGAUCCAGUAACUUUGGAACCAAAAACAUUUUGGCACUCACAGACGUUGACGAGUUGUCUUUAUCACAUUAUGAACACUUGAUCAAUGGCGACAAUGAAGCGCUCUUGACGUCAGAUGAAAAGAUCCUAGCACAGAUAAACUCUGUUCAAAACCUCAAUUUGGGCCAGUCUGGCGACCAGUCAUUCAAGAGGGAAUUGCCAUCGAUGCACUCAACUCAAAAGCUGACCACUUCUGGCUCAAACUUGCUCUUCAAGGUCGACUCCGAUCUUGAAAAUGAAAUUUCUGGCCUGUUGUCAGGAAAGUUGGUUGUUAUCAAGAUUCAAAAAGAGGCUGAAACGCUUGAAUUGGUCAAAUCGGUGUCUGAUGUUACUCCAAAGACUCUUAUAAGCAGUUUAGAGCUGGCAGUGGGCAGUGCCGAGGCUUCUCCUGUCUACGCCUUGUUUGGCUACAACGACGAAAAGGUUGCCUUCAUCUACCUGUGUCCUUCUGGGUCAAAGGUUAAAGAUAGAAUGUUGUAUGCCGCCAACAAACAAGGUUUCCUCACACAUCUCAAAGCUGAUCACCUCAAAGACUCUCAGCUUGAUGUUGUGCUAGAGGUGGGAGAUUUAGACGAAAUUGACAUCUCCAGGUUGGAGCCUGAGAACUCCCAAAGCUCGCAACAGAGUAGCAAUAACUUGAGGUUCUCCAAACCCAAAGGACCAAGAAGAAGAUAG
Messenger RNA from Candidozyma duobushaemuli, 1041 nucleotides. RefSeq lists its product as uncharacterized. Gene Ontology annotation, molecular function: actin monomer binding; actin filament binding. The record is from RefSeq and is a predicted model, not a curated record. Lineage: Eukaryota; Fungi; Ascomycota; Pichiomycetes; Serinales; Metschnikowiaceae. The transcript has a single exon. Gene Ontology annotation, biological process: actin filament depolymerization; barbed-end actin filament capping. Gene Ontology annotation, cellular component: cytoplasm; actin filament. The coding region runs from base 1 to 1041 and encodes 346 amino acids.